GCCCGGUGAGUGAGCGGGACUUGCCGGAGCCGAGUAGUUAAACGCACCGGCUUUCGGAGUGAGACUCCGUGCUGAGGUCCUGGUGGCGGCCACUUACCCUUUCUGUGACCCCGGGGCAAGUCACUUAGCCUCCCUGAGCCUCUUUUUCCGCAUGGUGAAGUGGGGUCAGCAGUACCUGCCUGGCUGGAUCCUUAGGAGGUUGAAGGAGAUAACAGUGGCAGAGAUUUGUCUGGUGCUCAGAACCUGCUCCUGAGAAGUGGUGGGUAAUAUGAUGAACUCUGCAGCCCUUCCUGGGGCCGUGAGGAGCCAAGUCUGGCCCAGGAGUUGGAAACCUGAGCAGAUGGGGUGGUAGAGGCCAAGUCAGCCCUGUGGCAGGGUGUUGGAGGGCAAACUCCUUCUCCUGGGGAAAGUGAAAGGAAGAUGUUUACAAUAAAAUUUCCACUGAAGUUAUCAGUGGGGCAUAGCUUGACUCACUUCUAAGCCUUACCUAAGGGACACAUUCUUGAGUUGAGUCAUGCUCUACUCCGUGCUUUAGACUCCGGCCUCUCUCCCUGCUUGUCAUUUCCAAGGCAAAGGUGUCAGAAGCUGGUGGUGUCAGUCACUUCUCCCCUUGCCUGGAACUCAUGGGAAGUUGUGUCCAGCAGGAAGCAGGCUUAAUGCUUUAAAAUUCUGCCAUGCAGGGACUUCCCUGGUGGUCUAGCAGUUACGAGACUCUGAUCUCCCAAUGCAGGGGGCAUAGAUUCGAUCCCUGGUCAAGGAACUAAGAUCCUGCAUGGUGUGGCCAAAAAAAAAGAUCCUGCCAUGGAGAAGCAGCAGAGGCAGGGAAAGAGUUGGAGCGAUGCCAGCAGCAGGCGGAUGAGGUGACAGAAAUCAUGCGCAACAACUUCGACAAGGUCCUGGAGCGUGACGGGAAGCUGGUGGAGCUGCAGCAGCGUUCAGACCAACUCCUGGACAUGAGCUCAGCCUUCAGCAAGACAACCAAGACUCUGGCCCAGAAGAAGCGCUGGGAGAAUGCCCGGUGCCGGAUCUACGUGGGGCUGGCAGUGGGCAGUGCCCUGCUCAUCCUCCUGAUUGUGUUGCUGGCCAUCCUUCUCCCACAAAGCAGCAAGGGCAGCAGCGCCCCACAGUCCCAGGAUGCAGGCCCUGCCUUGGGGCCUGGGGAAUGACCCAGCAGGGCCUGGAAAAAAGGCCAAAGAGCCACGCUGGUCAGUUAUCUUCAGAGAACCCUGGAGUUUGCGCCCCUCUGAGCCACCCCAGUGAGCGUGGAGGGCAGCCUCAAUGUGUGCACCUUGGUUACUUCCUGUCAUACCACAGACUGGCCCUUGAGGGCAACCUGCUGCACUGGCUAUGCCAAGCCAGCCCCACCUGGAACUUAGUAAAAACCACUGUUUGGGUAAAAA
Odocoileus virginianus texanus is the source of this 1400-nucleotide messenger RNA. NCBI's taxonomy places the organism in Eukaryota, Metazoa, Chordata, Mammalia, Artiodactyla, Cervidae. The record is from RefSeq and is a predicted model, not a curated record.